GCCCAGCCCAGCCGAGCCGGGAGCGGAGCCGAGCCGAGCCGAGCCGGGCCGGGCUCCCGGCAGCAACGGUGGCGCCGGGCUCCCUGGCCCUGGACGCGCUGCGCGGUCCGAGCGGCAGCAGCGAGAUGGAGCCCGAGGAGGGAGAGGACCGCACCCCGCUGCUGAAGGAGUCCCAGCCCGGCACGGUCCCCACAUGCUGCUCAGCUCGUUACAACCUAGCGCUCCUGGCCUGUUUGGGGUUCUUCCUCCUCUAUGCCUUACGUGUGAACCUAAGCGUUGCUCUGGUGGAUAUGGUAGAACCUAACACAAGCUUAGCAAAGAAUGUGACUUCCAAUGUGUGUCCAGAGCAUUCUUCAACCAUAAAUGUUCCUCGCAACACAACGGGGGAAAAGUAUUCUUGGGAUGCUGAUACUCAGGGAUGGAUUCUUGGUUCUUUUUUCUAUGGCUAUAUCAUUACUCAGAUUCCAGGAGGAUAUCUUGCAAGCAAAAUCGGAGGGAAGCUUUUGCUGGGGUUUGGCAUCUUUGGUACCUCUGUUUUCACCUUGCUUACUCCCUUAGCUGCAAACUUGGGAGUUGGCUACCUCAUAGCUGUCAGAGCCUUGGAAGGACUGGGAGAGGGUGUUACCUUCCCAGCUAUGCAUUCAAUGUGGUCUUCUUGGGCUCCUCCACUGGAACGCAGCAAGCUCCUUAGUAUUUCAUAUGCAGGUGCACAGCUGGGAACUGUUGUCUCUCUGCCACUAUCUGGUUUAAUUUGCUACUACAUGAACUGGGUUUAUGUGUUCUACAUAUUUGGUGCACUUGGCGUAUUAUGGUGGUUCUUCUGGAUGGGUUUGGUUAGUGAUACACCAGAAACUCACAGGAGCAUUUCACAUGCUGAAAGAGAAUAUAUACUGUCUUCUCUAAAAGAUCAGCUUUCCACACAGAAAUCUGUUCCCUGGAGACCUAUGCUGAAGUCCCUUCCACUCUGGGCUAUCGUUGUGGCACACUUCUCUUACAACUGGACUUUCUAUACACUUCUUACACUCUUGCCCACAUACAUGAAGGAGAUCCUGCGAUUUGAUGCACAGGAGAAUGGAUUUUUGUCUGCCCUACCUUAUUUUGGCUGCUGGUUAUGUAUAAUUCUGUCUGGGCAAAUUGCUGAUUAUUUACGGGAAAAACAGAACUUCUCCACCGUUUGUGUUCGCAAAUGUUUUACCCUAAUAGGAAUGAUUGGACCUGCGUUGUUCUUAGUAGCAGCUGGAUUCAUAGGCUGCAACUACGCACUGGCUGUUGCUUUUGUGACCAUAUCGACAACACUAGGAGGAUUUUGUACAUCUGGCUACAGCAUCAACCACCUGGACAUAGCACCUUCGUAUGCUGGAAUUCUCCUUGGGAUCACAAAUUCUUUUGCUACUAUCCCAGGAAUGGUGGGGCCAGUUAUUGCCAAAAUCCUCACUCAUAAUAAUACUGUGGGAGAAUGGCAGACGGUUUUCUAUAUUGCUGCCUCUAUUAAUCUAUUUGGAGCAAUUUUCUUUGCAUUAUUUGCAAGUGGAGAAGUUCAGGACUGGGCAAUCAGUGGAUAUCACUUGCAUAGAAACUGAAGAUGUUGAAAUACCAAAGCUGUGCUGAAUCCCAGUGUGCUUAAUAUUCUGUGACUGGAAAAGUGCCUUCCCUGCUGAUGCCUAGGAGUCUUCAGAGCUAUUAAGUUACACUAUUUUAUGUGUGCAUCUUUUGUACUGAAAAUAAUUUGACAUCCUAUGUGUGCUGUUUCCUAACAAGAAACUACUUGGAUUAAAUAUAAAAGUUUUUUUGCUAGGACAUGAUAUCAAAAAUAUGAACAGAGACCUUUUAAAUCAGUGUGCUAGGCUCCAAUACUUUCUAGUUUUUAAUUAAUAUUUUUUGAAUUAAUGUGUAGGCAGAUGUUUAUUGAUACUGAAAUGAGAGGAAAAAGUAGAGUGAUUAUAUAGCACUGUAAGGAGGAAUGGCAUGCAAAGAAUUGUACCAAAAAAUAUGUUUUGAUUGCCAUUAUGAGAUUAAUAGUUUUUUGCUGUUUAAAAGUGUAGAAGAUCUCUAGUUUUCUACAAUAUUUUAUAAGGCUUUUAUUUUGUCUGUGUUUUGAUGAUGGCUGAGAAAUGUACAUGGGAUUUACUUCUAUUUUACUCACAAGUUUUGAAUAUAUAAACAUUCCCUGUUUAAUGAAUACAGGCUUCACAACUAACACACAGCAAAGAGGCAUUAAAUGUACCAUUGGGACUGACAGACAGAACAAGCUAUGUGUCCUCUGUAGGGCAGGUUUUUUAAAUAGGCCUUAUUUUCAUUCAGCUCUGCAAAGAGGUAGCAGUCCAGCUCUGUGGUUUAAAUCCAGUACAAGAGUGAACUAGAAAUAGAAUAUCAGCAAACUUACCUUAAAAUAACUUUAUUUGGCAACUCAUUUUUUGUCUCUUUAAAUCGAUGCAGUGGAAUUCUUUCCUCUUGCAUGUAGAUAUGUUAGCCAGCUCAUCACUGUAAAAGAAAUAUAAGUCCAGUGUAGCAAAUAAUGAGGAAAAUCAGUUCUCUUCUCUAACAGCCUUGUUUGUUAGUCUAUUAAAGCUAGAGUAAAACAGAACUAGUGCAAUAACCCGGUGCUGUUAGUCUCCUAUCAAGACAGAAUUUGACACUCAAGAGCAUUCUUUGCACAACACGCAGUUAAAUGCCUCACAGUAGGGUUAAAUGAAGUGUAUGAAAGCAGUGGCCUUGUUAAGAACAAACGGCUGAAUGAUCUUGUAGCCACAAAGCAAAGGAAAAUUCCUGUGCCAAAGAUUCCUGGAUUGGAGCAAUUAGGUUAAAAAAUAAAAAUUACUGGGUUCUGGGUUUUUCAUUUACCACCAAUCCAAAAGAAAAGCCCAGUACUAAAGCUGCUCCAGUGGAGCCUACCAUCCUUCAUUUCUAGGAAAUGGCAUCUGCCUCUUCUUUUUAGCUUUAAGAGCCAUUUUGUUUUGGCCUUCCUUGAAGUGUCAUGUUCUCUGAUGGUAUGGUGGAUUUAAACUGUGUUUAAAUCUCUUCUUGUGUCUGCGGCAUUUCCACAAUAAACACUGUGAGUCCAGAUUAAAUUAGUACUUAUUCAGUGGGAGUAUGUUAAAGCUAUAUUGUGUCUUCAGUGUUUCCACAAUAAAUGGAUUGAAUAUUUACAUGUUCA
Molecule: messenger RNA, 3154 nt
Organism: Myiozetetes cayanensis
Lineage: Eukaryota; Metazoa; Chordata; Aves; Passeriformes; Tyrannidae
Gene: SLC17A5
Product: solute carrier family 17 member 5
Exons: 11
Coding region: 126-1580 (484 amino acids)
Biological process (GO): transmembrane transport; monoatomic anion transport
Molecular function (GO): transmembrane transporter activity
Source: RefSeq, a predicted model, not a curated record